AUGAAUUCCUCUGGCAACGAUAGCUGGCACCCUGCUGGUGGCCCUCCGCACCCGGGGAUGGAUCAGAUGAACCAACAACCUCGGCCGUUAGGGUCGUUCAGUCAGAACCCGCCGCCUCAACAGGGCCCGUCCUCGCAGUCCACCGGACCCGUCCUUCCACCCCCAGCUGGUCCUUAUCACCCUGCUGGUCAGAACCCCGGCCACUCCCUCCCCGGGCUAGCGGAAUUGAGCCAGACACACGGUGGUCCACAUCAACCUCCUGCGUACGCCCAGCACCCUUCGGCCCCCUCGCAUCCUGCAGGGCAUUCGUUGCCGGGUAUCGGCCAGUCAAUGCAACAUCCGUCGCCGCAGUCGCUCAAUCGAGACCGCGAGCGGGAUUCUAGGGAACGCGAGUUGAUCGAAAGACAACGGCAGCAAGAGGAGAUGGUUCACAGGGAGCGCGAACAGCGGGAGCGAGAACGUGAGCAACUCGAGCGCCAGCGUGAACAGGGACAUCACCCCGUGCAGAGUCAUACCGGGUCGAUCCCCUUGCAUCAGCCCGUGGCGUCGAAAGUGCCGAAUACCAUCCACGGACCCAAUGGUUUGUUAUCUCAUCUCGGGUCGAAUCCUCCCAACGGCCCGCAGGGCCCUAUGCAACCCUCUGGGGCCCCUGGUGGGAUCUAUGGUGCCCAGAUGCAGCACGGAGAAGGCACUGCCAGGACGUACAUGCAGCACCCUGCUGGUCCUCCCGGACAACCCAUGAUGUUCAAUGCUUCGGGGGCUCCGAUCCCUGGCAAUGUCGCGGCGCUUGCGCAGGGGCAGCAGCCGAUUCUGAAUGAUGCGCUCAGCUACCUAGACCAGGUCAAGGUUCGCUUCGUUGAUCAGCCGGACGUAUACAAUCGCUUUCUGGACAUCAUGAAGGACUUCAAGAGCCAGGCGAUUGACACACCGGGAGUAAUUCAACGCGUGUCCACUCUUUUCAAUGGCCACCCUGCCCUCAUCCAGGGAUUCAAUACUUUUCUGCCGCCAGGUUAUCGCAUCGAAUGUGGUACGGAGGACAAUCCGGAUGCGAUCAGAGUGACUACUCCUUCAGGCACGAAUACUCUUAACAUGCCCCGCCCACGCCCGUCGAUGGACUCCGGCGGCGAUAUGGGACCCGCUGGUGGGAUGGGCGCGCACGGCCGUCCUGACUACUACGACCAGGCGCGCCCGGGCUGGCAGCAGCAGCAGCAGCAGCAGCCGCUGCCGCCUCAGGGCCAGCCACAGCAAGGCAACUUGCCGGGCUCGUACUCUCCCGGAUCUCGCAUGAUGGGACCUGGCAUGUUCGGACAAGCCGCCCAGGGUCAACAUCAAGAACAUCACUUUGAUUAUCCCACCCAACAGGAACAGCAAGCGGCAGCAGGCGCCGCUGCCAUGGCCCAUCAGCAGGAUCAGCGUGGCGUUUCACAACUUCAGGGCGCGGCGGCGGCAACUGCAGCGCUUGGACGGUCCGGGAUGAUGCAGGUAUCCCCUGCUUCCGGACAAGCCGCCGCUUUGAAUCAACCUAUGAACAACCUUGCAGGCAUUGGAACGGGUAUGCUGCAAGGCUCACCGGCAGACUUGAAUAAGCGUGGACCAGUUGAGUUUAACCAUGCGAUCAGUUACGUGAACAAGAUCAAGAAUCGCUUUGCCAGUGCCCCCGAGAUCUACAAGCAAUUCCUCGAGAUUCUGCAGACCUAUCAGCGCGAAUCGAAACCGAUCCAGGACGUUUACGCCCAGGUCACUCAAUUGUUCAACACCGCGCCCGAUCUUCUGGAAGACUUUAAACAAUUCCUGCCCGAGUCUGCAGCACACGCCAAGCAACAGGCAGCCGCUCGCCAGGCGGAAGAAGCGAUCCCCAUCAGUAACGUGCGUGGUGAGGGUGGAUACCCUAGCACGGGUGCCGUCCCUUCACAGACAGCUAGCCGGGACAUGAAGAUGCCCCCCCUGGGUCAAUUUAAUGUCAAGGACUCUGCAAAGGAAGGGAAGAAGCGCCGGGGCGGCCCAGGUGCUCCCUCCACUAUGAGCUCUUUGAUUUCUGGACAGUCCGCCGGUGCUGAGGCUGCAAGAGUUGCUGAUGCCCAGCGUCCUGCAACCCUACAGACCGGUAAUGCUAAUAAGAGAGCCAAAGUACAUCAUACGAAGCCCAAUCAAGCUGAGGUUCCCGCUGUCUCACCGACUCUCGUGCCUGCUCUUCCUGAGCCCAUCCAGCCUACCCAGAUGAUGACACCCAGCCAGGAGGAGGUCGCUUUCUUCGACCGUGUCAAGAAGUACAUUGGCAACAAGUCGAUGUUCAACGAGUUCCUCAAGCUGUGCAAUCUCUACUCGACCGAUCUCAUCGACCGGAAUGUCCUUGUCAAGAGAGCUGCGCAGUACAUUGGCUCGAAUCCGGAACUCAUGGCGUGGUUCAAGCGCUUCAUGCACAUCGAAGAGCCCGAGGACAAAAUUAUCGAGACCAAACCGAAGCAGGAAUUGGGUGUUGUCAACUUGUCGCACUGUCGCUCCCUUGGACCUAGCUACCGUCUUCUGCCCAAGCGUGAACGGCAGAAGCCCUGCAGUGGUCGUGACCAAUUGUGCUACAGUGUUCUCAACGAUGAAUGGGCUUCUCAUCCCACAUGGGAGUCUGAAGACUCUGGGUUUGUCGCACAUCGCAAAAACCAGUUUGAAGAUGCUCUGCAUCGUAUCGAAGAGGACCGACACGACUACGAUCACCACAUUGAGGCCUGUACUCGCACGAUCCAGCUCAUUGAGCCCAUCGUCCAGCAAUUCCUUGUCAUGACCGACGCGGAAAGGGCAGCCUUCAAGCUCCCCCCGGGACUUGGUGGUCAGAGUGAAGCCAUCUAUCAGCGGGUGAUCAAGAAGGUUUAUGACCGACAGCGCGGGGCCAGAAUCAUUCGUGAGAUGUUCGACAGACCAUGCCACGUUCUUCCCAUCGUGCUCUUCCGCUUGAAGCAGAAAUGUGAAGAAUGGAAAGCUAGCCAGCGUGAGUGGGAUAAGGUUUGGCGCGAGCAAACGCAAAAGGCGUACUGGCGCAGUCUGGAUCACCAAGCGAUUGCCAGCAAGGCGAUUGACAAGAAACUGUUUGUCGCGAAGCAUAUCCAGAAUGAGAUCCAAAGCAAAUUCGAGGAUGCCCGAGGACUGCGGAAGAGCGGGUUCCCCGUUUCCAGAUAUCAGUUUGAGUUUACCUUUGAUGAUCCGGCUGUUCUUAUCGACGCCACUCAGCUGCUGCUGCUCUUCAUUGAUCGAAACUCGGCCGGAUUCGGAGCCGAUCCCUCCAAGGUGAUGGCGUUCAUCAAGGACUUUGUGCCGAUCUUCUUUGGCAUGGACCGUGACACGUUCCACAUCUACAUGAACGAAAUCUCGAGUGGAACACCGCCGGCCGAAGAUGGUGAAGACGAGAGCAUGAUGGCGGAGGACUUCUCCAACUGGCGCAGUAGGAAAGGUGUCAACGGCAAGAAAGUGGAUCUUCUUCGCGACGUUCUCGAGCGGCGCAGUGAGAGAGCCAAUCGGUCGGACAAAGAUCGCAGUACGCCCGCUAGUCGCGAUGGAACCCCAGAUGCUGUCCCAGUUCCGUCGCCUCCCGUCCCCGACUCUGCCGAGUCGUUUGAUGUGGCGGAGUUGAAGUGGAUGGAGCAUCCCGGACAAGGGAACUUCAAUCUCCAGCGGGAAUAUGCGCUCAACGAGUCCUAUGUCAAGAAGGUCCAUCAUCUGUACGCGAACUUGAACAUCUACUGCUUCUUCCGCACGUUCGAGAUCUUGUACUCGCGUCUGUUGCGGGUCAAACUGCAUGAGAACUAUGCUCAUGAGCAUGUGCGACGUGCGCUGAUCCCCAAGCCGGCGCGAGACCUUGGUCUCAUUGACAAACUCCCGACCGAGUUCUUCUACGACUGUGAUCCGAAGGCGAAUCUAUAUCAACAGAUUGUCCGGAUGUGCGAAGAGGUCAUCAAGGGCGACAUGGACGCGUCGCACUUGGAGGAGACGCUACGCCGAUACUACUUGCGCACCGGUUACCAGCUCUACAAUCUGGAGAAGAUGUUUGCCGGGAUUGCCAAGUUCGCGGGCUCGAUCUUCAACGGUGACUCCAAGGAUCGCAGCACCGAUAUCAUCAACCUCUUCUUCAAGGAGCGGGAUCGGGAAGAGACCACGCAUAACCAGGAGAUCCAGUACCGGAAGCAGGUCGAGAGGCUGGUCAAGGACGGCGAUAUCUAUCGCAUUACCUAUAAACCCGAGGGCAAGACGACCACCGUGCAGCUCCUCACACCCGAGGACGCGACACUGGAGAAUGAGGAGCUGAGCCAGGAAGCGCGCUGGUCGUACUACGUCUCUGCCUACACGAUGCGGGAUCCGACCGAGGGCGUCCCCUUUACUCAGAUGCGGAUGCCCUUCCUGAAGCGGAACUUGCCGCCCAAGCUUGAGCAGGAAGAGGAAUACAUCCGCUACUACCGGCCACUGGUGCAUCAGGACGGGCUGAUCAUCCGCAUCUGCGCCAACAGCUACCAUAUCCUGUACGAGCCCGGCAGCUGCGAUUGGUGGUGGCGGCCCAAGGCGCCGUCGGAGGAGGAGUCGGCGGAGGAGCUUGUCAAGGAGGAAGAAGCGGCUGUCAAGGAGCGUCGGCACGACCGGUUCAUGGAGAAGUUUGUGAACAACCCCAGCUGGAUGCACGGGCUGAGCAAGGACCAAGUCGACGAGUCCAACCAGCGGUACCGGUCGUGGAUCAAGGGCCCUGGGCGUGAAGGCGAGAAAAGCCCGGCCGCAGCAACGGUUGCUUCGGCGGAAGAGGCCGGCGCUGGGAAGACCGAACAGGACGAUGCCGAGAUGCCGGACGCGGAACCCACUGCAGCCGCAUCGACGACAGAGACUAAGGAGCAAUGA
This is a messenger RNA of Aspergillus clavatus NRRL 1, 4869 nucleotides long. Its product is annotated as transcriptional regulator SIN3. Bases 1 to 4869 code for a protein of 1622 amino acids. The transcript is spliced from 9 exons. Gene Ontology annotation, biological process: negative regulation of transcription by RNA polymerase II. Gene Ontology annotation, molecular function: transcription corepressor activity. Gene Ontology annotation, cellular component: chromatin; Sin3-type complex. NCBI's taxonomy places the organism in Eukaryota, Fungi, Ascomycota, Eurotiomycetes, Eurotiales, Aspergillaceae. The record is from RefSeq and is a predicted model, not a curated record.